AUGAAUAUCUUAAAUCAAAAAUAAGCACAAGAAUAAUAGGAAACAAUAUGCAAAAUGCAUAAUUUAGAUUUAAUUGCAGUUGACAUGGACUUAUCAGAUUAAGCAAAAAUUCAAUUCUUUUGUGGUACAUGUCUAGUUGAAAAGAUUAAUAACUAUAAAGUGACUACAAUAGAGUAAUCAAAAAAGAGAAUAUAAUAAAUAAAGAAAUAAUAAUAAGAAAUUAGAACUAAAGAGAAUCAAGCAAGACUCACUUAUUAUAAAAAUAUAUUAGAUCAAAUUAUGAAUUUUAAAUAAUCUAUUGAUGAUUCUUUGGAUAAGAUAUAUAAAUAAAUAUAAUAGUACAUAUAUCCAAUUUAAAAAGAAAAAUAAGAAUUAUAAGAUUAUAAUUUAUAAUUAAAUUACUUUGAAGAUGUUUAAUAAUUGUCAGAAUUAUAUACUUAAAAUUAAGAAUAAUCAAUGAAAUUAUAAGAAGAUAAUAAUUUUAUUGAUGAAAUAUCAAAACAAUUCGAAUUAUUAUUGAAUUCUUCUGAAUAUUCUUAGACUUUAGAAUUGUUUAAGAAUACAAAAGAAACAAUAAAAGAUUUGAAAGUAAAUAAUGUAAUUGAUUUAUUUCCAUUCAUUAAAAAUAAAUAAAAUGAAUUUGUAUUUUUAUUUAAUAUUAAUAAAAAACACCAAGCUUAAAUAGAAUUUGUAAUAAUCAUAAAAAAGAAAUAAUUAUGA
This is a messenger RNA of Paramecium primaurelia, 720 nucleotides long. NCBI's taxonomy places the organism in Eukaryota, Ciliophora, Oligohymenophorea, Peniculida, Parameciidae. The record is from the annotation of a GenBank genome assembly.